GAAGGUCAAACCAACCACUCUCAUUCACUCCUCACUCUGAUUUCUCCAGCUUCUUCAUGAAACUUGUAUAUGGUUUUCCUUUGUUCAGCGCUCUGUAUCUCUCUACUUUCUCAUAAUCUAUCAAAGUAGAAUGGCGAGGCCUAGCAACAAGAACAUACAAGCCAAGCUGGUGGGUGCUUGUGGGGGAUAUGGGAACUGGGAAAACCAGCUUGGUGUUAAGAUUUGUGAAAGGCCAAUUUUUCGAACACCAGGUUCACAUUCAGGGCUUGUUUCCGAACCAACCAUAGGAGCAGCAUUUUUCACUCAGUUAUUAUCAUUAAAUGAAGCCACUGUGAAAUUUGACAUAUGGGACACAGCAGGACAAGAGCGAUAUCAUAGCCUGGCUCCAAUGUACUAUCGUGGUGCAGCAGCAGCGGUUGUUGUGUAUGACAUCUCCAAUGUGGAUACAUUUGUUCGAGCCAAAAAAUGGGUUCAAGAACUGCAAAAACAAGGAAACAAGAACUUGGUAAUGGCAUUGGUUGCAAACAAGUGUGAUUUGGAAUCAAAGAGAGAAGUGAACACUCAGGAGGGGGAAAAACUCUCAGAGGAAAAUGGGAUGUUCUUCAUAGAAACAUCAGCCAAAACUUCUCUCAACAUCAAUGAGCUCUUCUAUGAAAUAGCAAAGCGGCUAGCAAUAGCUCAACCAUCACAGCCUUCUGGGAUGAAUCUGCAUGAGACAGAAAACAGUGGAAGAAGACUAUUUUGUUGCUCAGUAUGACAGAAUAGUCUCUGGGUCGCAAAGUUUUCUAUACCUCGAGUCUUACUUCAACAUCAGAUUAUCAUUUGGUCUCAAGGUGUUAUAUGUACUCUUGAUAUUUGUAAAGAAAUCAUUCACAAAGAAAACUGAAAUGGUGACAGUUUUUGUCAAAGGUUCAGAAGAAGUUGUACUAUUAUGUAUAUUUUCUGUUUUUAUCUGUUGAUUGUGCAUUGGAAGAGUCCUUGCAAAAGUUUGUUUGGUUUCUUGAUU
Vitis riparia (riverbank grape) is the source of this 1006-nucleotide messenger RNA. RefSeq names its product ras-related protein RHN1-like. Bases 131 to 757 code for a protein of 208 amino acids. The record is from RefSeq and is a predicted model, not a curated record. Lineage: Eukaryota; Viridiplantae; Streptophyta; Magnoliopsida; Vitales; Vitaceae. Gene Ontology annotation, molecular function: GTPase activity; GTP binding. The transcript has 7 exons.